AACAAGAACCAUGGUGACCAAGAAAGUGAGGACAGAAUAUAUGAAGAAGUUCAGGGACCCCAAAUGGGAGACGUUUUCUAAAUGCUAUGAGGACUCUGUGAAGUACCGUCUGACUCGCCGGGUGAUCGAACAUUCCCACAAGCCCUGGUUCUGGGAGGGCUGGGACAGCGGCUCUGACUCCAGCGGCUGGUCAACACCGAGGCUGACCAGGAACAAAGUGGUUCCUCUGUCUCUCCCGCUGCCGCCCACAUCCUUGGAGGUCAAGCAGAGGUUGGAGUCAAAGACCAGUCCGGUGCAAAAGCCAGCGUGCGAGGAUGGAGAGACUGACGUGGGGGACCGGGACGCUGCGGUUGUAGAUGCGGCACAAACCACAGUUGACAAAGAAAUAACAAAUAAAGUGAAGAAGUGGGACGAGCUACUGAUUUAG
Molecule: messenger RNA, 427 nt
Organism: Neolamprologus brichardi
Lineage: Eukaryota; Metazoa; Chordata; Actinopteri; Cichliformes; Cichlidae
Source: RefSeq, a predicted model, not a curated record